Molecule: messenger RNA, 793 nt
Organism: Coffea eugenioides
Lineage: Eukaryota; Viridiplantae; Streptophyta; Magnoliopsida; Gentianales; Rubiaceae
Product: protein NUCLEAR FUSION DEFECTIVE 6, chloroplastic/mitochondrial-like
Exons: 3
Coding region: 41-337 (98 amino acids)
Cellular component (GO): mitochondrion
Source: RefSeq, a predicted model, not a curated record
UCCUGUUCUUGCUCGAACACGCUCUCUGCUUUGUUCCACAAUGGCAUCUUCUACUUCUCGGGUGCUAUCGAGAUUAUCUUCUCGAUUACAGCCUGUGGCUCUCAAACUUGGCGGCAACAAGAAAGCCUCAAUUCCGGCCUCCAUAUCAUCUUCGACGGCCUCUCAAUCUGCCGCUAAACGCAGUUCGUGGAUUUCAAGGUUACCUGUGGAGUUGAGCGGUGCUGAGACGAUGUUACCGUUGCAUAGUGCGAUAGCUUCGGCUCGGCUGACGUCCAGCUUGUCCAUCGAAUCACGUCUCUGGGGAUUAGUUCCGCAAGGUAUUUCAUUGCCUUUAUGACAGCAUUUUGUGGACUGGUUCCAGUGAUGCUGUUUCUCUGCUUGGCUACGAAUUAGGCUUCUUACUUUUCGGAAUUUCAGAAAUUGAAAAUGCAUCUAUGCUACAAAAUAACAUUUCGCUUUCAGUUUUGACACCUCUGAUUUUUGUCCUUCUUCGAUGUAUGCAUCUGUCCUAGAGCUCAACUACUCUUGUUCGGUGAAAUUGGCAUGUUAUAAUCAAUUGGCUGGUGCAAGUCUGCAAAAGAGAGAGUUAAUGGCUUGAGUGCUGUUUUCACUUCGAUAUGUUGGAGUUUGACUGCAUGUGAUGUUUAAGGAUUCCUUGGUUCCAGCAUCAGUAAACGGAAGUUAUAUUCUGACGUAUUGGCAAGAUGGUGAAAUUCAUCACCUUUAUAUAUAUGUAACUUAGGCCAAAUUUAAUUUGAACUCAGGUUAACAAGAUUUGAGGCUACUUACAGUU